Molecule: messenger RNA, 2616 nt
Organism: Patella vulgata (common limpet)
Lineage: Eukaryota; Metazoa; Mollusca; Gastropoda; Patellidae
Product: A disintegrin and metalloproteinase with thrombospondin motifs adt-1
Exons: 16
Coding region: 52-2616 (854 amino acids)
Source: RefSeq, a predicted model, not a curated record
GACACAGUGUGCUACGUCAAAGAAUCGUAAAGCAAAUUUGGAUCAUUGGAAAUGUUUAACACUUUGAUUUGGAUAUCUUUUUUGUGCGUAACAAACAUACAAAGUGCCAAAGAGAAAGCAAGCACGCCUUGUCCCGGUUCCAACUAUGCUCAGCUAGCAGAUACAUGUUAUUAUUUCUACGAUAAUGCCAAGACUUGGUGGAAUGCUGAAUUAUUCUGUGAGGAAAAUGGAGGAACCCUAUUAAUUUUUCAAGAAAAAGAUGAAAUAAAAUUGGUGAAAAAAGAAAUUAAAAAGAUAGCAAAAAAUCUACAAGAGACGGCACAAUUUUGGCUUGGAUUAAAACAUAACGCCGAUGACGACAAGUUUUACUGGUCUGAUGGGUCAGAUUUAACACGCAAGAACUGGAUAAACAAACUGGAUGAUAAAAUUAUAACCCCAGGUCAAUGUGUAGUUAUACAAGCCAAAGAAAACUCCGGUGCUGGAGCGAAGAAGUGGGAAACCAAAUCAUGUGAAGAAAAACUACCAUUCGUCUGUGAAAUAGAACUUUCGAUGUCUAGAUGGUCGGUAUGGAGUUCAUGGGGUGAAUGUUCAUCAUCGUGUGGACCUGGUCGAAAGUCAAGAAGUCGGAAAUGUUUAAGACCCACUUCAGCUUCUGAUAGCUGUAGCGGAAUAUCAUCAGAUACAUCAUCGUGUAAUAAAGCUUCUUGUCCAGAUUGGAGUGAGUGGUCUAAUUGGGGUAGUUGUUCUGUAUCUUGUGGUGAAGGUAAAAAAGAAAGAUCUAGACAAUGUUUAAAUUCAAAACGCGGAUCAGAUUGUUCAGGCAGUUCUAAAGAUACAGCUUCGUGUACACAAACAUCAUGUCCAGAAUGGAGUGAGUGGUCUAAUUGGGGUAGUUGUUCUGUAUCUUGUGGUGAAGGUAAAAAAGAAAGAUCUAGACAAUGUUUAAAUUCAAAACGUGGAUCAGAUUGUUCAGGCAGUUCUAAAGAUACAGCUUCGUGUACACAAACAUCAUGUCCAGACUUGGGUGAUUGGUCUAAUUGGGGGAGUUGCUCUGCGACUUGUGGUGAAGGUAAAAAGAAACGAUCUAGACAAUGUUUAAAUUCAAAGCGUGAAACAGAUUGUUCAGGCAGUUCUGAAGAUACAACUUCAUGUACACAAACUCCAUGUCCAGAUUGGACUGAAUGGUCCAAUUGGGGUAGUUGUUCUGUAUCUUGUGGUGAAGGUAAAAAAGAAAGAUCUAGACAAUGUUUAAAUUCAAAACGUGGAUCAGAUUGUUCAGGCAGUUCUAAAGAUACAACCUCCUGUACACAGACACCAUGUCCAGACUGGAGUGAUUGGUCUAAUUGGGGGAGUUGCUCUGCGACUUGUGGUGAAGGUAAAAAGAAACGAUCUAGACAAUGUUUAAAUUCAAAGCGUGAAACAGAUUGUUCAGGCAGUUCUGAAGAUACAACUUCAUGUACACAAACUCCAUGUCCAGAAUGGAGCGAAUGGUCAGAUUGGAAUUCAUGUAGUUCAUCAUGUGGUGAAGGUCAACAGACAAGAAGCAGAAGAUGUAUGAAUUCUAUAAACAAUGGAGAAUGUAAAGGAAAUUCCCAAAUAACACGAUCCUGUUCACAGGCAGAUUGUCCAGACUGGAGUGUGUGGUCUAAGUGGAGUACGUGUUCUGUGACUUGCGGAGAGGGGAAAAGGGAAAGACAAAGAAAAUGUUUGAAUUCAAAACUUGGAUCAAAUUGUAGAGGAAACUCCAAAGAUACAACUGCCUGUGUACAGGCACCAUGUCCAGAUUGGACUGAAUGGUCCAAUUGGAGCAGUUGUUCUGUAACUUGUGGUGAAGGUAAAAAAGAAAGAUCUAGAAAAUGUUCAAAUUCAAAACGUGGAUCAGAUUGUUCAGGCAAUUCUAAAGAUACAACCUCCUGUACACAGACAUCAUGUCCAGACUGGAGUGAUUGGUCCAAUUGGGGUAGUUGCUCUGCGACUUGUGGUGAAGGUAAAAGGGAAAGAUCUAGACGAUGUCUAAAUUCAAAGCGUGAAACAGAUUGUUCAGGCAGUUCUGAAGAUACAACUUCAUGUACACAAACUCCGUGUCCAGAAUGGAGCGAAUGGUCAGAUUGGAAUUCAUGUAGUUCAUCAUGUGGUGAAGGUCAACAGACAAGAAGCAGAAGAUGUAUGAAUUCUAUAAACAUUGGAGAAUGUAAAGGAAAUUCCCAAAUAACACGAUCCUGUUCAAUGGCAGAUUGUCCAGACUGGAGUGAGUGGUCUAAGUGGAGUACGUGUUCUGUGACUUGCGGAGAGGGGAAAAGGGAAAGACAAAGAAAAUGUUUGAAUUCAAAACUUGGAUCAAAUUGUAAAGGAAACUCCAAAGAUACAACUGCCUGUGUACAGGCACCAUGUCCAGAUUGGAGUGAAUGGACCAAUUGGGGUAGUUGUUCUGUAUCUUGUGGUGAAGGUAAAAAAGAAAGAUCUAGACAAUGUUUAAAUUCAAAACGUGGAUCAGAUUGUUCAGGCAGUUCUAAAGAUACAACCUCCUGUACACAGACACCGUGUCCAGGUAAAGUAUGUCCGUCAUGUUUGUCCAUCGAUAUGCAUUAUGUAUUUUGUAACAAUGUUCUGGUUUAG